AUGUCUAGUCUCGUAAUACUCGUCACGAAUGGAUAUGGCAAGCUGUUCUGCGCUCCUUCUCGAAACCUUCGUGACAGUGGCUGGGGCAGCUACAUCAUUCAACCUUCCAUCUAUUCUUGGGGGAACGCGUCCUUCUCUUCACAACCUCUUUUCGCAUUGAAUCAAUUGAUUCGGCGUCGCGUAAAAGAGGAGAUACCGCUGAUUAUCAUGUCAGUUCUCUUGGAGACCAGCGAAGGUGACAUUGUCAUCGAUCUUCUGGUCGACCAUGCACCCAAACUUUGCGAAAACUUUCUGAAGCUCUGCAAGGUCAAGUAUUACAACUUCUCACCUGUUCAUUCUGUCCAGAAGAACUUCUCCUUCCAAACCGGCGAUCCUCUCGGCCCUCUGUCCAAAGAUUCCGAUGGCGGCUCUUCAAUAUGGGGUCACGUAUCCGGCGACCCAGCGAAACGAACAUUCCCAGCCUUUUUCCACCCCAAGUUGAAACACUUGGAGCGAGGAACAGUCAGCAUGGCUACAGCCCCCCUCCAGUCCGAUCCUGAUACACGAGUGGCUGGAUCUCAGUUUAUUGUCACAUUGGGCGAAGACACAGACUACUUGGACGGAAAGGCAGCGAUCUUUGGAAAGGUCGUCGAAGGCUUUGAAGUACUGGACAAGAUCAAUGAAGCGAUUGUGGACGAGAAGGGCUACCCGCUUAUCGACAUUCGAAUCAAGCAUACGGUUAUUCUGGACGAUCCCUACCCUGACCCGCCUGGCUUGAGAGAACCGAGCUCAAGUCCCCCUCCGACCGCCCAGCAGUUGAAGACUGUUCGAAUCGAAGACGAGGCAGCAUUGCACGCAGAUGACAAUGUCGAUGAGGAAGAGUUGGAAAGGAGGCGUCGCAAUCGCGAGGCACAGGCGCAAGCUCUCACUCUGGAAAUGAUGGGAGAUUUGCCGUUUGCAGAGGUCAAGCCUCCUGAGAACGUUUUGUUCGUUUGCAAACUGAACCCCGUGACUGGCGACGAAGAUUUGGAGCUCAUCUUUGGCCGUUUCGGCAAGAUUUUGAGUUGUGAAGUUAUCAGAGACCAAAAGACUGGCGACAGUUUACAAUAUGCAUUCAUCGAAUUCGAGGACAAGGCGUCAUGUGAGGCAGCCUACUUCAAGAUGCAAGAUGUUCUCAUCGACGAUCGACGCAUUCAUGUGGACUUCUCUCAGAGUGUCAGCAAACUGAGCGAUGUGUGGCGAAAGGAUACGAACAGCAAGCGAAGGGCGACUGCUCACCGAGGCGGAUGGGGAGGUGUCGAUGAGCUCGAGAAGCGCCGACAAUACCGAGAUGAGGGAGAAAGGAUUACGGGUGACUGGGGCGCGGUGGACAGAAACAGGAGAAGGAUGAUGCGCCUCCUCCAAGAUCUCAGGAUGAUGAAGGACCAUCACGUCGACGAAGUCGGAGUCGGAGUCCGCGGCCAAGAGAUCGAAGUCGGGAUCGAUAUCGCAAACCACGAGAUGACCGUCAAGGCGACCGGCGCGAUAGAGAUCAUGAUAGAAACCGAUAUCGGGACCGUGGCCACGAUCGUCGAGACCGAGGUAAAGAAAGGGAUCGAUUUGGACGGGACGAUUAUGAUCGCAGGCCAAGGAGAUAAGGAAGGAUUGGUGGAUUGCGAAACACAAUACAGCAGUGCAACCCUCACAAGCACUGGCGUACUGAGGCGCAAUACCAUUGACGGCAAGCGCUUAGCGUUACUCUGCUAUGCAACAGCUUCAGCUAAUUUUAAUAAGGAAUGCAUCGUACGGCAUUACACGAAAAUGGAAUAUCCCCAUAACACGAGUUUGACAGCUACCUUGAAGGAGAACCUCGUCGCUGAAUUCAAUGCUUUACUUCGUGAUAUGCAAACACCAACUUCCUCUCAUCUCACAUACGGUCCUUCACCGGAAUUUCUUCUCCAAGCAACGGAAGACAAUGUGGACUACUCAGUUGAACACACACUGAACACCGUCUCUUUUGGACGUUCAGCAGAUCACAACGCCCAGCAAGGGGAAUCCACUCUCGUCAAAGCAUCCAGACAUUAUAGAUCGCCACGCCACAACAUGUUUGGCUUUACAUCCAAAUACUGUAUUUUGUACGAGCUUGCUGGCUGUCUGUCAUUCAGUCGAACACUCCAGAACCUGUCGCUGCUUCUCUACCUAUGGAUCAAAAACCCGUCAUUCUCGGCUAUGCUUGCUUCUCCUGUGCCUUCUAGAGACACGGGCGGGCACAACUUCCAGCUCAUCAAUACAGGGCACACGGGGGUGAGACCGCCAUGCUCUCACCACAUCGAAGACUAUGUAACACCCCAAGUAAGGCUUGUUGCGGCCGAGCUUGGGCUUAUUCGAUAA
Messenger RNA from Fusarium oxysporum Fo47, 2349 nucleotides. Its product is annotated as PPIL4 family peptidylprolyl isomerase. Gene Ontology annotation, biological process: protein peptidyl-prolyl isomerization. The record is from RefSeq and is a predicted model, not a curated record. NCBI's taxonomy places the organism in Eukaryota, Fungi, Ascomycota, Sordariomycetes, Hypocreales, Nectriaceae. Gene Ontology annotation, molecular function: peptidyl-prolyl cis-trans isomerase activity; RNA binding. The coding region runs from base 1 to 2349 and encodes 782 amino acids. Gene Ontology annotation, cellular component: nucleus. The transcript is spliced from 5 exons.